UUUCGAUUUCAAGGAGGGGUAACAAGGAAGACCUAUAACCGUUGCAGGUAUACACAUUAACUGAAAAUGGCUCUUCUAGACGUUUGCGGAAUAUCAGAAUGGGUGAAAGAGGACACGUUCAGCCAAGAGAACGCUUCACUCGACAGAGUUAGCCACUUUAAUUUCGCAGCACGAGAGCCAGAGUUGGCAGUUCCGAUCGGAGUGGACCCAGCUGAGUUUCUAAAACCUUUUACCGACUGUGAGGAUGGGGUCGAGGGGGUCACCAUUAAGCUGGAACAUGGCACCACCACUCUAGCCUUUAAAUUUCAGCAUGGGGUGAUGGUGGCUGUGGAUUCAAGAGCUUCUGCAGGGUCGUACGUUAGCACUCAGAUGUUCAAGAAGGUGAUUGAGAUCAAUCCCUACCUACUGGGAACCAUGUCUGGAAGUGCAGCAGAUUGUGUGUACUGGGAGAGAGUCCUGGCCAGAGAGUGCAGGAUUUACAAGCUGAGGAACAAGGAAAGGAUUUCUGUAUCUGCUGCCUCUAAGCUGCUGGCUAAUAUGGUAGCAAAUUAUAGGGGCAUGGGUCUUUCUAUGGGUACCAUGAUCUGUGGCUGGGACAAGAAGGGUCCUGGGUUAUACUACGUUGAUGACAACGGGUUGAGGCUGAGUGGGAACAUGUUCUCCACGGGGUCUGGUAACUCUUACGCCUAUGGUGUGAUGGACAGUGGUUAUCGUUAUGAUCUGACGGUGCCAGAAGCCUACGAUUUGGCUCAGCGAGCUAUAUUUCAUGCCACACACAGAGAUGCCUACUCUGGAGGAACAGUGAAUAUGUACCACAUGCAAGAGACUGGCUGGAUUAAAGUCUCUCAGGAGGAUGUUGGGGACCUGUAUCACCGUUUUGCUGCAGAAAAAAAAUAAAAAAUUUGACAUUUACACACUUUUAAUUGAUUUACAAAGCAAAGAUACAAUAAACACUAUGAAAAACAA
Messenger RNA from Rhinichthys klamathensis goyatoka, 966 nucleotides. RefSeq names its product proteasome subunit beta type-8-like. Bases 67 to 897 code for a protein of 276 amino acids. The transcript is spliced from 6 exons. The record is from RefSeq and is a predicted model, not a curated record. Gene Ontology annotation, molecular function: threonine-type endopeptidase activity. Gene Ontology annotation, cellular component: proteasome core complex. NCBI's taxonomy places the organism in Eukaryota, Metazoa, Chordata, Actinopteri, Cypriniformes, Leuciscidae.